Messenger RNA from Ochlerotatus camptorhynchus, 1911 nucleotides. RefSeq names its product CLIP domain-containing serine protease B15-like. Gene Ontology annotation, biological process: proteolysis. Lineage: Eukaryota; Metazoa; Arthropoda; Insecta; Diptera; Culicidae. The transcript has 4 exons. Gene Ontology annotation, molecular function: serine-type endopeptidase activity. The coding region runs from base 29 to 1108 and encodes 359 amino acids. The record is from RefSeq and is a predicted model, not a curated record.
UGUGCUGCAAGCGUCAGUAGCAGUAAAGAUGCAGAAGUUCAUGUUCUCAGUUCUGCUUUCCGCAUGGUUCCUCACAAUUGCAAGUGUUUCGAGUCUUGUGCUGAAUCAAAGUUGUACCACACCCGGUGGAAACCACGGUCGCUGCGUUCCGGUGCGCAGCUGCAAAUUUUCAACAGAAAUUCUUCGCAAAAAUGACUUUACAGCCGCCGAUCAACGAUACUUGGAGAGUUUUCGCUGUGGUAAGCUGCCUGGCAGUGGUGAGGUACUGACCUGCUGCCCAAGACUACAUAGUGAAGACAACUGUGGUCAAUUGACGAUGCAUGAUAACAUCCUGGGAGGAGAGGAAACCGAACCGGAAGAGUUUCCUUGGAUGGCUAUGCUUGGCUACAAGGACAAUACAGGCCGUAUAAUGUAUGGCUGUGCAGGGACACUGAUCAACGAACGGUACGUCGUGACGGCUGCCCAUUGUAUCAUUAAUUCACGGGUUCAGAAAUUGGUUGAAGUUCGGCUUGGUGAGUGGGAUAUGGACACUACUAAGGAUUGCACAACAACACGCUGUUUUGUGGACUAUCAAGAUGACUACCCCAUAGAGAAAAUUAUCGUUCAUGAGGGAUACUCUUCCCGGCAACUAAACAAAGAGCAUGACAUUGCGCUUCUUAAACUAUCCACCGCUGUUGAAAGAACGGCACUGGUAGCUCCGAUAUGCAUACCUACACUUGAGAUGGCCAAUUCACUGAAGCUUGUUGGAGAAUCCUUCGAUGUAUCUGGCUGGGGAAAGACCGAAAAUGGAUUUUCAAGUCGCCGGAAAAUGAAGGUGACCCUACUCGGGCAAAACAUGACCAUGUGUAAUGCAGCGUUUGCUGAGGCUGGUGUGACCUUCACCGCCAAUCAGCUCUGCGUCGGAGGAUUGGGAGGGAAGGAUUCCUGCAAAGGCGACUCCGGUGGACCGCUGAUGGCAAUUUUGGAAAACCGUUGGCACCUGGUGGGGAUUGUGAGUGUCGGUGCAAAAAUGUGCGGUUCAGAGGGAAUACCGGCCAUCUGUACUCGAUUAGGAAGUUACCUGGAUUGGAUGGUGCAAAAGAUCGAGCUGGAAGGUCGAGUGAGUUAGGAACAAUUCGUUAGAUCAAUUAAGAUCUUGUGCAUUAAAAAACCAUAUUCGAUUUGCAUUAAGAAGCUUUGUGGUAAUGCCCUUCGGAAUAACAAUAUGACAUUCAAAACCGGUUUCUUCAAUUCGGUCACACUGCAAAGUGUACUAGGCUAGAGGAAUCGGAAGAUGAAGACAUUAAGGGGAGGAAACUGGUUUCAAUCAACUCAAGCGCUCACUAGGAUAUUUAGAUGAACUACAGUCAGGAAUCCUUAUUGCCGGGUAAACGGAGGCGUGUGUAAGGAACUGCGAAUACUCACAGCUUAUGGGAUUUUUACUAAUAGGGACUGUGGUGAAUUAUCUCAUUUGUUUCAAUUUAUAAAGCUACACUGUUUUCGAUAUAGUUCAUGUACUGGGUUAGGCCAACAAGCCUGAUUGAUUUAAUGCAGGUUUAAUUGGGAACUACACCGCUCAUAUGACUUCUGACGGGCACUAUAAUAUAUGGAAUUUGGGUCCAUCGCAGAAUAUCAUCGCAGAAGUCAUGGUCAUGGAAAUUUGCUGUCUCGAGCAAAGUUGUUUAGGUGACAAAGUCCUUUCGGUUGGUGGCCAUAUUAGUGCAGAAAUCUCUCACUACGUGGCACUAGUGUGCAUGCGAGCUUCCUGGAUAUGUUAUGUCUUGAAAGCCUGCUCAUAUAAGGUGUUGCUAUGCAAUGUUAGUAUUUCCGGAACAGAGGAGGUGUGUAGAGGUCGGAUAUCGGUGUAAGAAUCAAAGAUGACAGCCAUCUGUUAAAGAAAUACUGUCAAAUACCCUACAAUAUGGGUAUUUU